AUGCAAUACGGAAGUAAGCGGGAAGGACUGAACAUCAGCAUCAAGGAAGAAGACAUGGAAUGGGCAAAGAGAGGUUUCAUUGGUUGUCUUAGGAAUGAGGAGGAUGUUAGAUCCAUCAACCAAAAAUUAAUCAACGAAGGAAUUGUUACAUUAAAAGCAAUUCCAAUGGGGGGAGAAAAAGUGUUCAUCAAAAUAGGCGAAGACGAAGAUUUAUGUUCUCUAAAAAAAGAUUAUGAUUCCGUGCUCAAUCAAAUGUUUUCAGUGAUUAGAAAAUGGGAAACGCGGGAUGUCGGAGGGGCAAGAUAUAUGUGGUGUAGAAUGAUCGGGGUUCCCAUUCAUGCUUGGAGAAGGAACGUUUUUUCUAUAUUGUCAAACUCAAUUGGCAGAUUCAUUAAACUAGAUCCAGUGACAGAAGAUUUACAGAGAUUGGAUGUGGCUAGGGUUUAUGUUAGAACGCCAUACACAGACUUCAUCAACAAGAUGGUAAACAUCCAGAUCAAUAAUGAACACUUCAGAAUUAGAAUAACUGAGGAGAUCUGCGAAUGUGCAUAUAGGGAAAAUGAAAGGAAUAAUUUGGAAUGGAGCAAUCAAGAUUCAGAGGACGACGAUGAAGAUUCUGACUCUUCAUUCAUCCCACCUUCUUUGGUGGCCUCGGAAGAAGACGAAGAUAGAGAGAGAAUGUUGAUCAUUGGUGAUAAUCUCUUGAGACACUCAAAAUUAAUUGAGGAUGAGAGGCUCGAGAAUAAACAAACUUCAAAAAGGCGUGAAGAGUUGAUACAGGAAGUUAAUAAUGAUGGAGAGGGAGAAGAUGCAGACAUAGAUGGCAAUCAUGACGCGGUAGUGCAAGAAAUACACGGCAAAAUCAACAAACCCCACACACCAAGUCAAAACGGAUUUAAAACUCUGGAGGUGGAAAAAGAAUUUAGGGGGCCCACCAUAAAUGGAGCGGGUGAUAAUAUCAUGGCUGAGUUUAAUAUGCCCAUGAGAAAUAGUCAAGCCAAAAGCCCAACCCAAGACACUAGCCUAAAUUUAACAGGAGACCAAAACAUAGAUCCGGCCCAGUUGACAGUACUGAACAAGGCAGCAGCAACGAGUAUUCUGGAGCCUCCGAAUCCAAAAGCCACCUCUGAAGCUCACGUAGCGGAAUCUUCGAGAAGAGGCGAGGAGAGACAUCGCAGAGGCAAGGAACAUGUAAAUGUCAACCAAGAACAAAAUGAAUCAAACACAAGCAAAGACAGAAGAAGAAGAAGGAGGGACAUUCUCAGAGAAAAGAAAAAAAUGUGGAUUAAGAGGAAAAAAGAGAAGAAUCAGAGAUGCUCCUGCAAGCACAAGAAAGGACUACAAAAACAAGUACGAAGUGCUGAUGAGUCAGAUUUAAUAGGGGAUGAAGCAGAUAGAGAUAAUUGGAGAUUAAUUCACGGGGAUGCAAGAGAAAUUGCAAAGGAUGUUUGGGAUUUAGGCAAAGACUUUGGAUUGAUUCACAAGGGAGAAGAAGGCGAACUAGUUCAAGAAUUGAUAUCUGGGGUAAGAAAGGGGGCGGAGGCAGACCAAGUCUGA
Vicia villosa (hairy vetch) is the source of this 1557-nucleotide messenger RNA. RefSeq lists its product as uncharacterized. Lineage: Eukaryota; Viridiplantae; Streptophyta; Magnoliopsida; Fabales; Fabaceae. The transcript has a single exon. Bases 1 to 1557 code for a protein of 518 amino acids. The record is from RefSeq and is a predicted model, not a curated record.